Rhizoctonia solani is the source of this 1569-nucleotide messenger RNA. RefSeq names its product apoptosis-inducing factor 1. Gene Ontology annotation, molecular function: flavin adenine dinucleotide binding; 2 iron, 2 sulfur cluster binding; oxidoreductase activity, acting on NAD(P)H. Gene Ontology annotation, cellular component: cytoplasm. The transcript is spliced from 13 exons. The coding region runs from base 1 to 1569 and encodes 522 amino acids. Lineage: Eukaryota; Fungi; Basidiomycota; Agaricomycetes; Cantharellales; Ceratobasidiaceae. The record is from RefSeq and is a predicted model, not a curated record.
AUGUCGACUAAAUCAAUCCCUGUGAUCGAUGCUUCAGAGCUCGCAGACGGGCAGCUCAAACAAGUUGAGUUUGAGAACGGCCAUGUUCUCUUGUCCAAGAUCGGAGACAAGAUCCAUGCGACUAGCGCGUUUUGUACGCAUUACGGAGCACCGUUAGCCAAGGGUGUUUUGACCAAGGAUGGGCGAGUGGUUUGCCCUUGGCAUGGCGCAUGCUUCCAGGUUUGCUCGGGAGACAUCGAGGAUGCCCCAGCUCCCGAUGCUCUACAUUCAUUCAAAGCCGAAAUUAAAGACGGUAAAAUAGUCGUUACUGCCAAUCCCGAGCACACCACCAAAGAAGGGAAGUCUCGCGCCCCCAAACUGGCCAGUGUUAGCGCAAAUUUCAACGAACCAGCAUCGGAACGCAGGUUUGACCGUUCAUACGGGCAGAAUGGAUACCAGGGAUCGAUUACUUUGAUUUCCAAAGAAGACUACGCUCCUAUCGAUAGAACCAAGCUCAGCAAAGCCUUGAUUACCGACCCAUCUAAGAUUGAAUUCCGUAAGCCAGAGGUCCUGAAAGAACGCUAUGGUGUCGACUUCCGGUCCGGUACUGUUGUAACUAAUCUCGAUCCUACCGCUAAAACCGUUACACUCUCCAACGGCGAGUCAAUCCAAUACACAAACGUUGUCCUUGCACCUGGUUCUGCACCUCGCAAACUGCCAGUCGAAGGCGCGGACCUCGGAAACGUCUUUACACUCCGUCAGAUUGGCGAUGCCAAACAAAUCGACGAAGUGCUCAAGGAGGGAAAGAAGAUCGUGUUCGUAGGCUCUUCAUUCAUCAGUAUGGAGCUCGUCGUGGUCGCCUCGAAACGUAAACUGGCGAGCUUGGAUGUCAUUGGAAUGGAGGAGGUUCCCUUCGAAAAUAUACUAGGGAAAGAGGUCGGAGCUGGACUUAUGAAGUAUCACAAGAGUCAGGGCGUGAAUUUCCAUAUGCAAGCCAAGGUCAAGAAACUCUCGGGCAAUACAAACGUUUCCUCUGUCACAAUCACCGAUUCUUCUGGUUCGGAUAAGACCCUGGAGGCUGAUGCAGUAAUUAUGGGCAUUGGCGUCGCACCUGCUACCGAAUUCCUCAAAUCCAGUCCAUUUACACUCGAAAAGGAUGGCGGCAUCGCUGUCGACGAAUAUUUGCGUGCUCCGACUGGGGAUUUGUCGAGAAUCGAGCACUGGAAUGUUGCUAAUAACCAUGGUCGAGCCGUAGGGAAGACGAUUGCUGGGUCUCCUCAACCUUUCAAGAAAGUCCCUAUCUUUUGGAGUGCACUCGUAGAGGGCCAACAGCUUCGCUAUUGUGGCAUCGGAGCCGGCCACGAGGAUGUCAUUAUUAAAGGCAACCCUGAUGAAAUGAAGUUCGUCGCAUACUAUGUCAAAGGCGACAAAGUAACUGCUGUCUCAAGUAUGCAAAAUGACCCAAUUGUUAGCAAGUGCUCUGAGCUCAUGCGUUUGGAACUCAUGCCCUCUGCGAGUGAAAUCCGAGCUGGAAAGGACCCACUCUCGGUUGAUAUUUCGAGCUCCGCGGGAUCCAAUAAACUCGCAUAA